AUGGUGGAAAGAGGGCCUGAUCAGUGGCUCGAGAAAAUAAAAAAAUGCCAGUCCCUCACCGAAAGCGAGAUGAAACAGCUGUGUGAAAUGGUGAAGGAGCUGCUCAUGGAGGAGUCAAAUAUUCAGCCAGUUCAGACACCUGUGACUGUGUGCGGAGAUAUCCACGGCCAGUUCCACGAUCUGCUAGAACUGUUCCGCACGGCGGGCGGGCUUCCCGACGAAGUAAACUACAUCUUCCUCGGAGACUAUGUGGAUCGUGGGUAUUACAGUCUCGAAACCUUCACGCUGUUAAUGUGCCUGAAAGUGAGGUAUCCGGCUCGGCUGACGCUGGUACGUGGGAAUCACGAGUCGCGCCAGAUUACACAGGUAUACGGCUUCUACGAGGAGUGCUUGAACAAAUAUGGCUCAACGACAGUAUGGAAGUAUUGCUGUCAGGUAUUUGACUUCCUUACACUAGCGGCGAUCAUCGACGGUAAGAUUCUAUGUGUUCACGGAGGGCUAUCACCAGAGAUCCGAAUGCUGGACCAAAUUCGGGUUUUAUCAAGAGCCCAGGAAGUUCCACACGAAGGAGGAUUUUCGGACUUGUUGUGGAGUGAUCCGGACAAUGUAGAGGCCUGGCAGGUUUCUCCGCGUGGUGCCGGGUGGUUGUUUGGUAGCAAAGUUGCUAGGGAAUUCAAUCAUGUCAAUGGCCUAAAUUUGAUAGCACGGGCACAUCAGCUGGUUAUGGAGGGUUUCAAGUAUCAUUUCCCAGAGAAAGACGUAGUAACCGUCUGGUCAGCCCCCAACUACUGCUAUCGGUGCGGUAACGUCGCGAGUGUAAUGAAGGUGGACGAAGAUCUGGAACCUACUUUCAAGAUUUUUUCUGCGGUUCCCGACGACUACAUCCAGGAAACCACUCAUAAUAACCAGAGAGGAGGCUACUUCUUGUGA
Messenger RNA from Lachancea dasiensis, 930 nucleotides. NCBI's taxonomy places the organism in Eukaryota, Fungi, Ascomycota, Saccharomycetes, Saccharomycetales, Saccharomycetaceae. The record is from the annotation of a GenBank genome assembly.